AUGAAUGUAAUUAAAUAAAAAUAUGAUCUUUCGCGUAUCUCUAACUCAUCUCAAGAUAUACUAACUCUCCCUGUUUAGGCAGAUAAAUUAGGCUUAUCCUUACCUAUCAAACUUCCUUUUAUGCCAGUGUCUGGUGAUUCAAUUACUGAGAAAGUGUUUUAAGCUAAUCGCAUUUGCUAAAGAUAGGAUGUGAAAAAGUAGAAUUAAAGUAUGCUACUCUCUAAGAAAUUUUAUGGUAUUUAUAAUAUGAUCUAUCUCAGUUACAUUUUCAUUGGUCUUAUUCAUAGAUUGAGUCAUCUUGUUUGUAUUUGGGUUUUCAAAUGA
Paramecium tetraurelia is the source of this 324-nucleotide messenger RNA. RefSeq lists its product as uncharacterized. The record is from RefSeq and is a predicted model, not a curated record. The transcript has a single exon. Lineage: Eukaryota; Ciliophora; Oligohymenophorea; Peniculida; Parameciidae.